UCCGCCUCAAUUUGUAUCAGAUAUUGAUUCUGUGUCUGACGCCUUAGAGUUCCAAGCAAAACUUAGUAUUAAGUGUGAAGAUGGGAAGACUAUACCAGCAAAAUGGGUGACAUUCUCAAUGGUCGCAUUUGAUGAUUUCAUGUCAAAGAUCACUCAUCAAGUGCAUAUUUUAUUGGACGAUGAAACAAUUCAAAGACAUAAUUAUACUAUAUCGUACAAAAUGGCAACAAAUGCAAUGGCAACGCAGAUUUCUGAUUUCCAGAAGUUUGUUGAUGAUUAUAAAAACAAGGCCACAUUGUCAUUAAAGAAGGAUAUGGUAAUGAUUAUCAUUCAUAUUAAUACGUCAGAAAAGAAGAAUAAAAAGAAGCGAAACAAAUCACAGGCGAAUAUAAAAAAUGUAACCCUGGACUCCGACUCAGAGAAUCUCAGUACUUCAGAAAUUGAAGGAAGUAUUACCAGAAAGCGCAAGAAAAAAACAAUCCCCAAACAUCAUGCUCUUGAUAGCCUGGAGAUUGAAAAGGCUAAGAUCAUCAAACAACUGCGGGAAAAGUAUCACUGCAUUGAACACAAUCAACCAUGUUAUAUCAAUAUAAAUACUUGCUCUCAUCUCCGCUUAUCGCCACAUCAUUUGUCUCUGUGGGCUCAUGAUUUGUAUGAUAUUUUAAUAAUAUCUCAUUGA
This is a messenger RNA of Paraglomus brasilianum, 679 nucleotides long. The record is from the annotation of a GenBank genome assembly. NCBI's taxonomy places the organism in Eukaryota, Fungi, Glomeromycota, Glomeromycetes, Paraglomerales, Paraglomeraceae.